This is a messenger RNA of Calypte anna (Anna's hummingbird), 860 nucleotides long. RefSeq names its product ankyrin repeat domain 39 (gene ANKRD39). Bases 106 to 651 code for a protein of 181 amino acids. The transcript is spliced from 4 exons. Gene Ontology annotation, molecular function: protein binding. The record is from RefSeq and is a predicted model, not a curated record. Lineage: Eukaryota; Metazoa; Chordata; Aves; Apodiformes; Trochilidae.
GGCUCCGCCCGGAUCCCUUCGGCUCCCUUUCCGGCUCCCUUUCCGGCUCCCCUCGGCCCCGCUCGUCUCUCUCCGUCGCCGCUCGGCCCCUUCCCCUCGCUGCCCAUGGCCGAUGGGCACCGUUGUCCCCCCGGUCCCUGCUGCCCGGGGCGGGUGGCGGUGCCCAGCGCCCACCAGAGCCUGCCAGAGAUGGACUUUGAGAGGGGGAUCUGGGCGGCGGCGAGGGACGGGGACGAGCGGCGGGUGCUGGAGCUGCUGGAGCGGCGUGGGGAGCCCAGCCAGCCCGACCUGGCGGGGUACACGGCGCUGCACUACGCCAGCCGCAACGGGCACCUGGGGGUCUGCCGGCUGCUGCUGGGGCGGGGGGCUCGCUGCGAUGCCCGCACCCCCGGCGGGGCCACCCCCCUGCACCGCGCCAGCUACUGCGGCCACCUGGCCGUGGCACGGCUCCUGCUGGCCCACGGCGCUGACCCGGCUGCCGCCGACGGGGACGGUCACACCAGCCUGCACAAGGCGGCCGAGCGAGGCCACGGCGAGCUCUGCUCCUUGCUCCUGCGGCACAGCCCGGCCCUGGCUGCCCUGCCCGACGCCAAGGGACGGCUGCCCCGCGAUGUGGCACACCCGGCCGUGAGGGACCUGCUGGCCACCUGAGGGGGACACGGCGAGGACAGGAGGGACGGAGGGGGCGACAUGGAGCCCCCCGAGCCUGGAUUUGAUGGAUCGGCAGAGCGAUGGCUCCCAGCAGCUCUGUCCCUGCCCGGGGUGGGCAGGGGGCACACUGGUGUUUGUCAGCUGCCAGCCUUUGUUACAGUGAUAUUUAUUGGCUAUAAAGAAAACAAAACAAAAGACAAACACUAAAA